This is a messenger RNA of Cavia porcellus (domestic guinea pig), 6609 nucleotides long. It is a transcript of the gene Mtnap1, whose product is annotated as mitochondrial nucleoid associated protein 1. Lineage: Eukaryota; Metazoa; Chordata; Mammalia; Rodentia; Caviidae. The coding region runs from base 263 to 2125 and encodes 620 amino acids. The transcript has 4 exons. The record is from RefSeq and is a predicted model, not a curated record.
GGCUCUCGGGAGAUUCGCUAGGUGGAGGGAUUGGGUAGGCUUAGCUGAGGUUUUCCGAUCUCCAGAGGUGUAGACGCUCCUCACUGUGUGGUGAGUUUCAAGGAGAGGGCUCAUUUCCCACAGCCCAACUUCUGCGUACUGAGGAGACCCUUCUAGAAGGGAGGGGAGCGGAACGGCUCGUUCGGAACUCUCAGUGGAGUUGCGGGGUGGCCGGCCACGACCCAGAGCUGCCCCGCGGCUCAGCUUCCAGAGCUCAGAAGGAAUGGUGCAGAGGAGGAGAAAGUGUGUAGGUCAUAACCCGAGGAGAAGAAUGAGUAGUAUUCACCCCAAAAUGGAAGUGUGUCCGUAUUGUAAGAAACCAUUUAAACGAUUAAAAUCCCACUUGCCAUACUGUAAGAUGAUAGGACCAACCAUACCUACUGAUCAAAAAAUUUCUCAGUUAAAGCCGUCUACGCAUCCACAUGCCACAAAAGUGAAGGAGCUGAUCAGAGACUUAACUGAAGCCAAAGGGAAAGAGUUUAAGACAAAGGGCAAAGAAAGAAAUGCCAAAUCAAGACAGGACAAAGCAGGACAAACAAGUGCUUCCUGUCCACAACUAGCUGUUGACUUGAAAAGAGUAAGUAGUUCAAAGGCAGUUAAAGACAUCAAGGAUCAAAAUCAGUUUGCCUUCAAAAUGUUAAAUCACACUGAGCCGAAGAUUACUUUCCAAGGAGAAUCUAAAGCUAAUUUUUAUGCAUCGAAAGACAGUUCUAAAAGAGAACUUGCCAAAGAUGUGCGUGUGUUAGAAGAAAGUAGGUAUAAUCCUUCAGAAAUGGAAGCAUUGUUACCUACAGACUCAAUGGAACCGUCUUUGUUGAAUCAAGAUAAAAAAUAUUCCUCAUCUUUACCUAAUAAUGUACAAGCCACAUCUGUAAAUUUGAAACUGGACACAGUUGAUCCCCAAAGACAGUGGCAUCUUGUAAAAUUACUAGGUACGCCUACAGGUGAUCACCAUCAGUCUCCAAAGAAUCUCACUGAUAGAGUUCAAAAAAUAACAGUAGCAGUGCUGAGCCAGGUGAGAGAUUCCAGAGACGGAGAUCACCUCCCAGGAGCCUUAACUGGUAUUGAAGAUUCUGAGACUCAGGAAAAGAACCCAGAAUCACUAGUUAGAGGCCUUCACGUUAGCCCAUUAGCUGAAAUUCAAGUCGAGGAAAAUGAAGGAAAAGGACUUGGCUUUGGAGUAGAGCAGUGUGGGAGCAAAGAAAAUGCAGAGAAAAGUAUCCUUGCAACAGAGAUGCAGAAGUGGGAUUCUGUUAGCUGUGGCUCUGCGAACUCUAGCUCUGGUCAUUCAGCCACAGAAGAGAAAUCAAAAGACGAAGGUCCAGUUUUAAAUGUGUUCACUGCACGGGAGACGGCUGACGGUGAGUUUUUUCCUGUACCACAGUCAAAUAAUCAAAGUCUUGCCUCUCUGGCUAUGAAAUCUCUUCAAGAAGAGAGGGCAGAAGUCUUCAGUCAUAAUCAAGUCCCUGGUGUAAGGCUGUUAGGAGAAAGUAAGGAACAGAUGUCUCUGGAGCCCAAAUCUGGCUGUCAGCCCAAGGCUUUGCAUACCAGGUACCAGCAACCAACAUAUUCUACACAGCAUCACCUUUGUAAAAGCUCCUUCAUUAACGACGUUGGUGCCACAGAGAAAAAGACCCUUUCCAGCUCCAUGGGGCUGGAAUGGUUUCCAGAGCUCUAUUCUGGUUAUCUUGGACUCGGAGUAUUGGCAGGGAAGCCUCAGUGUUGGAACUCAAUGGCCCAGAAGCCUCAGCUCACCCAUCCUCAGUGGGGAAGUCUCUCACAAGUUCCCUUUUUGGAAAGAAGUUCGGCUGAUCUAAGGAGUUUGGAACCCUCGGCCAGGCUUACAACCUCCACCUUCCCUCUAACAAGGUUCUUGGGAGCUGUACAAAAAGGCUGGAUCCGGUGCAGCACUACUGUAAAGAAGAGUGGAGUCGGCGGCAUCACGAUGCUCUUUACCGGGUACUUUAUCCUGUGCUGUAGCUGGAGCUUCAGGCAUUUGAGUAAGCCUUUUGCAUUUCUAGCCUGUCUUACAGAUCAUGUCCUAUUGCAGGGACACCAGGGAUUCUCAGAAUGGCUUUCAUACUAGCUUUGCAGUAUCUGACAUGACCUAGGGGAUGAACUCUUACUGGGGCUUCUGGGAGUUGUUUUAGAGGUUUUGUUUAUAAUAGGCUUUAUAAGACUUGAGUAGAAUUUACAUUAUUUUUCUUGUCCCCCACUUUAUGUUGUCACUGGGAGUCUGAUUUCUCCCAUCAGCUGUUUCCCUGUCAGAGGAAAGGAACUCUCCUUAGUCCCCAAAAGCUAAAUUUUAGCAGUCAAAUAGAACAGCUUUGACCAUGAGAGAGGAGGAACAGAACACUGUUGCCAUUUGUAAAUGCGCUGAGACUUACAGGUCUUGAUCUACCUUUUAGAGUUCAAAGCAAACUCCCUUCUAAUUGUGAAAUUCAGCUUACACCAAAUUUUAACCAGAAGGAAAAUGCCUGAAUUUAAUUUUUUAGUUCAAAUAAUGUUUGAGUAUCAUAUAAAAACAUCUUAAGGGGGGGGCUGGGGAUUUAGCUCAGCGGCAUAAGCGCCUGCCUUGCAAGUGUGCAGUCGUGAGUUCGAUCCCUGGUACCGAUAAAAAACGAAAAAGACAAAAAAAAAAAAAUCUUAAAAUUUUUAAAAGUAGUUUAUAGGAAGCUAUCAAGUAAUUAUAGCUUUUUUCCCUUUCUCUUUUUUUUUACUUUUUAUUUUGGUGCCACUGAAGAUCAAACCCAGGGCCUCAGCAAUGAGAUAUAUCCCCCAGUGCUUUUAAAUUUUUUUUAUAUUGAGACAAGGCCUUGCCACGCUGCCCAGGCUGAAACUUGCAGUUCUUCUGCCUCAGCAUCCCAGGAUGCUAGCACCGAUAAAAAGGAAAAAGACAAAAAAAAAUCAACAACAAAAAAUAUCAUUGAGUAUUUUUGGCUAGAAUAAUGCCAGGUGAAUAGGAGGUCAUCCAGCAGGAAUGGGGCCCCAGUACUCCCUGUAUCCUGAGUUGUAAAGUGUAACAGCCAGUUCUUACGUAAAGCACUUAGCCUUUGGUGAAAUUGGAAUCUCUACAUGAAUGGAGAGACCCAAAAGCAAGAGUUAUUUCUCCCAGAGAAAAGAGUUUCCCUUAGGAUUCUACCACUCCAAAAAGAUUAUGAGUUGGAUGUGGUGGUACAUGCCUGUAAUCCCAGUGCUUGCUCAGGAGACUGAAGCAGGAGAAUCACUGCGAGUUGGAGACCAGCCUGAGCUACAAUGUGAGCUCAAGGCCAAUCUAAACUGCACAGUAAGACACUGUGUCAAAAAGACAAAAAGAAAAAGGAAUUAUGUAGCAGAUAGUUGGUAUUUCUAAGUAGAUAUUUGCUAGACAUUGCAUUUUUCGUAUCUCCAAUUCGAGACUGAAGUGAAACAGGACCAUGUUGUACCCAAGACUGUUUCCAAAUUUGAGAAGCAAGAAUAUACAAGCUGGGGAGGGGUCGGGUUCAGCACUAGAGUACCUGCCUACCGGGCCUGAGGCCCAGGCUCAAUCCUCAGCACCACCAGAAAAAAAAAUUUGCCACAUGUUGACAGCUGCUUAGGUGGUUCCCCGAGCCAGUGACACAAGAACGAAGGGAACUGAUCUGUGGGAAGACAGGGUAGCAGCACUCAGUGGAAGCGGCCACUCGGAUCCUUACGUUUGUCUCUGUUUGUCCAAAGAGCUGCGUCGCUGGCGUAAGUAACACUGAUGCGGACGCCACUAGUAGAGCGCUGGAUGCGCAAGGGCAGCCCAGCGGAGACAGGAGACAGCAGCGGUGCGGUGCGGCGGGAGCAGUGGAUGUGUGGGCGGGGCGGGGCGGGGCGGGGCGCACGGAGAAUAAACACUGGAGUCCAACCCAGCACCGGAGGAGGUAAACUGUUCCUUAAGGCGGACGGACGCACCUGGGUCUGUGUGGGUGUUCCUUUAGCUCCUCUCAAAAGUGAGUCAUGAUUAUUGGAAAACAACAGUUUUGUUUAAUCAUAAAAUUGUUGUUCAGGGAGAUGAGAUGAUAAAGUGUGCCAUUUAAACUAAAACACUAUUUCUCAACUUUAUGAAAACUGGUGACUUUAAGUCUUUACUUUUUUUCUUGGUACUGGAGAUCAAACCCAUGACCUUGUACUUGUCAGGCAGGCGCUUAUGCCACCGAGCUAAAUCCCCAGACCUCAGACUUCAAGUCUUUAUAUUUUAAUCUUCCUAAAAUUUUAAAUCUUACUCUGCAAUUAAUUUUAAAUCUUUCUUCCUAAAGUUGUUCUCUAAACCUUGGUGUUUUACCAUUGGUCUUUACCAGAUACUAGAUUGCGUAUAUACUGAUAGACGAUAGUGCCCAAACUGGCAGAGAAUACCCUUACCCACGGCGUCCCCGCUCCCUUAGGCAGAUGCUGACAGAUGUAAAAGGGAAGCAAAGACUGAGGGCCGGGGGGCAGAGCAUUCUUGAAGGAAACCCUUGCAAACAUUCCUGCACAUGUGUUUCUACACUGAUUAAAAUAGAAAAGGGCACUGUCCUGAGCCGUAAGGCAGCUUCUGUCUUCAGUUAGCAUGGGAGUGGGCGCGCAGCUUCCCUUUAUCAUCUGUCUCUUCCUGGGAACUUCAGAGUUUCACCCCAGCCCUCUCAGGAAAAGGACUUCGUGCCCGUUUUCCGUAAAGCGCUUGGCACCGUGUGCCGCUGCCCUCACCACCCAGCCUGUCCCCGUAUGGAGAUUGGUCCAAACCCCUUGCACUGGACCCCAAGCACUUUUUAAAAAAAUUUUUGAGACAGAGUCUUGCUGUUUGGCUAAGUUGUGAACCUGCCUCAGCUUCCCAGAAUGCUGGGGUUAUAGGAGUGUGCCACCAGCCUGGCUAGGUGCAUCCCCUGAAAUGAGAUGUGUUGGGGUUCUCUCCGUAUCUCCCCAUCUGUCUUUAAGGUCAAAAGUUCUCAGGGUAGAAGGUCAGUAGAACCUCCUGAUAGCAUCCUCUUUCCUAGUCUCCUCAGCAGGGAGUAGCAGAUAACUGCACCCCAUAGGCCAAAUCUCAACACCAGGAGGCCGAGGCAGGAGGAUUACCAUAGGUUCAUAGCGAGAUCCUAUCCAAAAAAAAAAUUACUGUAAAUAAACAUGUGUCACUUGCCAUAAUCAGAAUGCUAAAACAAUGAAAACUUCAGUCACAGUAAAUAUCCUGCACCCCUGAACAUUUGUUGCUUGAAGAAUAGGCCUACUUAAUGAUCUGCUAGUCCUAAAGGGUUAUCAUGUUGCCGAAUGUAAGACAAAGGUGAGAGCCCAAGAAGGGACCAGGUAUAUAGAGUCCCGGCUACUCAGGAAGCUGAGACAGGAGGAUGCCAGCCUUGGCAACUUAGCUAGACCCGGUAUCAUAAAGGAAUGGUGAUGUCACUAGUGCUCCGGGUUCAAUCCCUGUUACCACCACCACCACCUCAGCUGUGAAGGAAUACACCUGUCGUCUCCAGUGUGCAGUAUGAGUGUAAGCUAUCUCAGUAGAGUGUGUUUUAUUUAUCUAUGCAAAUAUCUUCAUGGAGGCACUUGCAUAGCCAGUCCCAGUCCUGUAUGGAUCAGGUAGAUUACCAGCUUUAUCCAAAAAGCCCAGAGAUUCUCCUCAGCGCUGGAGUGGUGACAGGUGACACUGUUGCCUGCAGAAGCCAUUGUGCCUCACGUGUCAGGCAGCACAGCUGCUUUUCAUGACACUGAGGGAAAAAGAAUGCCUGUGACAUGGUCUGCCUUUUAAAUAAUCGUCUUAAUUUUCUGUCAAACCCAUGCUCUGUCCCUUGCUUGGUGUUGGCAGGAGCUUCCUUGGGUAAGUGGCAAUGGUAAGAUUUUGCUUGCAGGGCGACAGCUUGAACUCCUGAGCAAGUCCUCCAGCAAUGUGCCUAGAAAUUCAGCAUGAGACUCCAUGCAAGACAUCUAGUUCACCCACCUAUCGUCCUGCGGAAGCAUCUAAACAGUCUUCAGGCCAUCUUUGUCCUCAGCAAACUUGGUGUUAAACGUUAAUAAUGUUCUAGGAGCUGAGGCAAGAGCGUGACAAGUUUGAGCCCAGCCUCAGGAACUUAACGAGCGCCUGUCCCCAAUUUUCAAAAGUGCUGAAGAUGUCGCUCAGUGCAAAGGCCUUUGGUUCAGUCCCCAACAUUUCAAAAAAGAGAAAAGAAGACAGCUUGCCUUAGGCUGCAGCCAGAACUCAGGUGCAAAUGGAUGAACCCUGUGCUGCCUAGCUUGCUUAGUCCUAAGUGGUAAUUGAAAUACAAAGGUUGCAGGGAAACAGUGUGUUUCUAAACAUAAAAUAUUAAGCUGUUAGGCGCUGUGGCGUAGGCUGUAAUCCCAGUUGCACGGGAAGCUGAGAUGGAGUGACGACAAGUUCAAGGCCAGCUUGGGCAACUUAGUAAGUCUGUGUCUCAAGAUUUUAGAAAGGCCAGGGACAUGCCUCAGUAGUAGAGCGCAGGCUUAGCAUGCAUGAGGACUAGGAUUCUGUCUCUACCAAAAAGAGAAUGGAAGGUCAUUUUGUUAUACUAUCCACAAGCUCUUCUAUACUUCAGGGGUCACUCUUCACAAUAAAAGUAUUUUUAAAAAUAAAAA